Clonostachys solani is the source of this 3855-nucleotide messenger RNA. The record is from the annotation of a GenBank genome assembly. NCBI's taxonomy places the organism in Eukaryota, Fungi, Ascomycota, Sordariomycetes, Hypocreales, Bionectriaceae.
AUGAAGACCGGAAUCGCCUAUCUUGCUGCCGUCUUGCCCCUGGCAAUGGCUGAGUCCCUGUGCGACCAGUAUGCCUACCUGAGCCGCGACGGGUACAACUUCAACAACAACGAGUGGGGUGCCGCCACCGGCACUGGUGAUCAGUGCACUUACGUCGACAGCACUUCCAGCGGCGGUGUCUCGUGGCAUUCUGACUGGACUUGGUCUGGUUCUGAGAGCGAAAUCAAGAGCUACCCCUACUCUGGACUUGACCUCCCAGAGAAGAAGAUCGUCACCAGCAUUGGCAGCAUCUCCACUGGGGCCGAAUGGAGCUACUCGGGCUCCAACAUCCGAGCCGACGUUGCCUACGACAUCUUCACGGCAGCUGACCCCAACCACGCUACCAGCAGUGGCGAUUAUGAGGUUAUGAUCUGGCUUGCCAACCUCGGUGGUCUCACACCUAUCGGUAGCCCCAUCGGCACCGUCAAGGCUGCCGGCCGCGACUGGGAGCUCUGGGACGGCUACAACGGAGCCAUGAGGGUGUACAGUUUUGUUGCCCCCAGCCAGCUGAACUCAUUCGACGGGGAAAUCAUGGACUUCUUCUAUGUUGUCAAGGACAUGCGCGGCUUCCCUGCCGAUAGCCAGCAUCUUCUGACUGUUCAAUUCGGUACAGAGCCCAUUUCUGGCAGCGGCGCCAAGUUCUCUGCACCGGUCCCGCGCGCGCAGAAGCGAAGGGUGACGCGCGAUGUGCUCCAGCGACUCGCCCGCUAUGAACUUAUCCUGCGCCAGCACGGCCUGUUGCCACAUGAGGCACACGAAACAGCCAUCCCAUCCGUUAAGGAGAUCACCAGAAUAGGAGAUCAAGUAGCCUCUUUCCGCUGGGACGAUAACGGAACCCCCAGAACUGGAAAACUAGUCGCUAGUAAGGGCAAGUCGAGAUACAUUGAUAGCAAUCUCUGGCACGACCUGGGGGAUGAGGAGAUUGCGUAUGUUUCCUCCAACGGGGAAGGAUCAGGGGAUGAUGAGGAAUACGAAUUACAGGACGCCGAAGAAGAUGAAAGUAUGAACGUUCAUUUGAGCAUUGGGGACAACAUAUCGGAUCCUCUGAGUGGAGCGUUUCUGGGUUCUCAGCAAAGCCUUCUCCAGUAUCAUCCAACCCACGAAAAUGCGAUGAUGAUGUGGAAGGCCCAUGCCGAGAACGUGGAGCCCAUUUGCAAGAUUCUUCAUAUUCCCUCUACCUUUGAGAUGCUAGAGAGGGUAUCACAAAAUCCCUCAACAGCGUCAAAGAAUGAGGAGUGCCUACUAUUUGCCAUCUAUCACUUUGCUGUCUUUUCUAUGAAUGAUGGCCAGUGUUUUGAGAGGUUGGGCCAGCCACGGUCCAAACUAAUGAAGGAGUACCACUUCGUUACAAGACAAGCGCUGGUCAAUGCAUCAUUUCUAAGAACUACCGAGAUGAUUGUACUGCAGGCAUUGGUUCUCUUCUUACUUUCAUGCCGCUAUUUCUAUGAUCCUUCCACAUAUUGGAUCUUGACUGGCGUGGCAAUCCGAAUCGGGCAACGCAUUGGGCUUCACCGAGACGGGGAGAAACUUGGGCUCCCACCAUUUGAAGUUCAGAUGAGACGCCGUUUGUUCUUCCAGCUGCUGCCCCUUGAAGGAAUUGCAAGCCAACUCUCUGGAACGGGAAUCACUGCCGUGCCUGAUAAUUGGGAUACGCUCCCUCCUCUCAAUAUCAACGACGACCAGAUCUGGCCCGGCAUGACAGAAAAGCCACAAGAGCAGAAGGGUGCGACAGAUAUGAUAUUCUGCAUGGCUCGAUCAACCGUGGGCAGCUUUCUGGCCAAAACUUCAGGAUGGCUCCAGCCCGCAGGAUCACACCAGGCUCAGGGUUUCGACGAAGCAGAGAGGAUCAUAAGCGAGGCAGAGAGCGCGGUUGAGGAGAAAUACAUCCGAUACUGCGAUAUUCUCAACCCGUUACACUUUCUAACCGUCGGGUCGAUCAGAUCAGCUAUUACUGCGAUGCGACUUCGGAUCCGCCUCCCCAAAGCGAGGAACAAUACCGCCACUGAGGCUGAACGGAGGGAAAUGUUCAAGUUAUCACAGAAGAUUCUUGAUACAGAUGCAGCUGCAUAUGCACAUGCAAGCCUAGGCAGAUAUCUCUGGCACGUGAAGCCCUUCUUCCUCUGGGGCUCGUGGGACUCCCUCAUCUAUACCCUGACAAGCCUCCGUGAAGGGGCUGGAUGGUUGGCCCUGGCGGACAUUGACGGUGCUUGGACCCGGGUGUCACAAGUCUACGCCAAUCAUCCGGAUCUUCUCAAGCCAAAACAAUCUUUGCACGUAGCCUUUGGACGUUUAACCCUCAAGGCUUGGGAUGCCAACCAGUUAAGCAACUCCAAGAAUAAGGAACCGGAUUUUAUCAAAUCGUUACGGUCGUCACGCAAAACCGAGGUUCAAACUCGUGAAAGUUCAAAGAUGCCUAGUACUGAAGGAACUUCGGGAGGUUCAGCACCUACUUGUAAAUCUAUACCGUCUCUGACAGGAGGUUUUGAAAAUACUUCCUCUGACAACUCUUUGGAUGCCAUGGCCCUGGAUGGGGGCAAUGGCAUAGACGUUGACUUGGUGCUCAUCGUCGGGGCCUCCAUCGCCGGCCCCAUGACAGCUUACUGGUUCGCCAAGGCCGGAGCAAGCGUCACUAUCAUAGAACGCUUCCCCCAGCUGCGGCUGAACGGGCAGAAUGUCGACAUACGCACCGUGGGCGUCACCGUCAUGCGAAAGAUACCCGGGAUGGAGGAGGCCGUGCGGGCCAAGACCCUGCCUUAUGAAGGGUUCAGCUUCGUCCACAGCGACGGGCGUCCUUUCGGCACCAUUAAACCCACUGGCAAUGCUGAUAAGCAGUCUCUCGUCUCCGAGUACGAGAUCUUCCGUGGUGAUUUGUCUCAGGUUCUCUAUGACAUGACAAAGGAUGACAAGAAUAUCCGGUAUGUCUUUAACGAGCAGGUGGCUUCGAUAAAGCAUACGGGGGACGAGGAUGAGGCUGUCACCGUCGAGUUCGCCAACGGUCUGCCGAGUGCGGAAUAUGACCUCGUCGUCGCCUGCGAUGGCGCAACAUCAAGGACAAGGGCCAUUGGUCUUGGGUGCGGCGUCCGAGACCACAUCAAGCCAAUAAACUGCUGGGCGGCUGUCUUCACCAUCGAGAAAGUCAUCCUCCCUGAUCUGAAGAUGGGACAGGCAUAUAGCGCCCCCGGGGGUCGUUUUAUUGCCGUCGGCUCCGAUUCGCCUAGUUCAAGCCGGAUCUCCCUUCUUGGAAUCAAUAGGUCCGAUGAUGCAGAUGCCAUGCCACCUUUUCGUGAAGCUCAAAAGCAAGGGGACGCAGCACUCAAGGCGUUCAUCUCUCAGCACUACAAGGGUGCUGGCUGGAAAACAGAAGAGAUCCUCAACGAAAUGAUGGCGUCCAAGGAUUUCUACGCGAACGAGAUUAUGCAGGUCAAACCUCCAACCCUGCACAAGAGUCGUUUUGUGUUAGUCGGCGACUCGGGGUAUGCUCCAGGCCCGACUGGUGCAGGGACAUCUCUUGCCAUGGUCGGUGGCUAUGUGCUAGCCGGCGAGUACCUGAGAAGCAGGAGGGACAUAUCCGCCGCGUUGAAGGCCUAUGAGACGCAAAUGCGGCCCAUCAUUGAUGAUCUGCAAAAGAUACCUCCCUUGAUUCCCGGUGUGCUCGCACCGCAGACAGAAUGGGGGAUCUGGCUGCGGAACCAGAUAUUCGCCUUCAUUUCUUGGAGCAGAAUGAUGGAGAUUAUUCCCAGGUUUUUCGUCACUUCUUUUAACAGCGGGGAUAAAUAUGCUCUGAGAGAUUACGAGUGGCCUGAUAAAGAAGCCUAA